AUGAAGUGGGCUAUAGAGCUAAGCCAAUAUGACCUCCUCUACCGGCCAAAAACUGCAAUAAAAGCCAAGGCUUUAGCAGACUUCGUCGUAGAAUUCACCCCGUCAGCCGAAAAGGAGAAGUUGGUCAACAAAAGUUCAAAAGCAGACGGGACCUCCGCAGAACCUAGCCAACCCAGAGACAUGUGGCAGUUGCGCGUAGACGGAGCGUCGAACCAAAAAGGAGCCGGAGCAGGGGUCGUCAUCACCACUCCAGAUGGAACCCUGUUGGAGCAAGCUAUUACGCUUGGCUUCCCGGCCUCGAACAAUGAGGCAGAAUACGAGUCAUUGCUCGCCGGCCUACGCUUGGCAAAAGAGCUCGCAAUCAAAAAGCUAGCCAUCUACUCAGACUCACAAUUGAUCACGAAUCAAGCCUCAGGUGAAUACAUGGCAAAGCACCCAAGGAUGAUCUUGUACCUUGACAAAGUCAAAGAGCUGUUGAAGGCAUUUCCCACCUUCACCAUCCAACAAGUGCCCCGGGCAGAGAACGCUCAUGCAGACGCACUGGCAAGCCUAGGAUCAGCGCUGGAUACCCAGUUCAGACGCUCCAUCCCGGUCGAACACCUUGAUCGACCAAGCAUUGAAGAAAUAGAGCUAAUUGAUACCAUGCAGAUUGACGAGGACCCCAGUUGGCAAGACCCCAUCAUCGACUAUUUGACGAAUGGAAACCUGCCAACGGAGAAGUCCGAAGCUAAAAAGGUCCAGCAGAAGGCCGCGAGAUACUACAUGCACGGCAACAAGCUCAUCUGCAGAUCAUACUCCGGCCCUCAUCUCACCUGCAUAAAGUACCCUCAAACACUUGAGGUUCUCUACAAAAUUCACGACGGCGAGUGUGGCAACCACUCUGGGGGCAGGUCGCUCGCCCAGAAAGCUCUAAACAUAGGCUACUUCUGGCCUACCAUGGGUCACGACUCCGCUGAAUAUGUCAAGAAGUGUGAUCGCUGUCAGCGAUACAAGCCAAUCCCUAACCUGCCUGCCGAAGUCUAUCAUCCGCAAAACAGUCCAUGGCCGUUUAUGCAAUGGGCCAUCGACCUAUCGCUGGUUACCGACAAUGGCUCACAGUUCAUUGACAAGCAGAUCACCGCAUUUUUUGCAAAAUACAAGAUCAAGCAGCACUUGUCCACCCCGAGGUAUCCACAAGGAAAUGGACAAGCCGAGGCAUCUAACAAAGUCAUAUUAGACUGCUUGAAGAAAAGGCUGGAAGGCGCAGAAGGAAAAUGGGUGGAUGAACUCCCCGGAGUACUAUGGGCUUAUCGCACCACCAAACGAAGAUCGACUGGUGAAACCCCAUUCUCCCUCGCCUAUGGAACGGAAACGAUCAUACCACCUCACAUCACUGUCCCCUCCAUAAGCUUGGAAGUGGGCAGUGUUGAUCAGAACUCCGAGCAGAUGAGGCUCAACCUCGACUUACUUGAAGGCGAACGUGAGAAGACCAUUACCCAGGUCGCCUCCUAUCAGCAGCAGUUGAAGUCUUACCACGACAAAAGAGCUAAGGUCAGACAGUUUCAACCAGGCGACCUCGUGCUAAGAAAGGCUUUCAUCACUGCACCGAGGCAAGGGUCAAAAAAGAUGAAUCCUAACUGGGAUGGUCCUUACAUGAUCAGCCGGUCUGGGGGCAGAGGAAGCUACACACUCGACACUAUGGAGGGGAAUGAAAUACCACGACAAUGGAAUGUUCACCAUUUUCGAAAGUAUUAUCCGUAG
This is a messenger RNA of Prunus persica (peach), 1740 nucleotides long. RefSeq lists its product as uncharacterized. Gene Ontology annotation, molecular function: nucleic acid binding; RNA-DNA hybrid ribonuclease activity. The coding region runs from base 1 to 1740 and encodes 579 amino acids. The record is from RefSeq and is a predicted model, not a curated record. Gene Ontology annotation, biological process: DNA integration. The transcript is spliced from 2 exons. Lineage: Eukaryota; Viridiplantae; Streptophyta; Magnoliopsida; Rosales; Rosaceae.